AUGUCGCACACUGGUCCCCCUCCUCGUUGGCUUAAUUGCCCCAGAAAAGGGCAACUUGUUUCAGAUAAAUUCCUGCCGAUGAAGACAAUGCUGGGUCCCAGAUACGAUGAUCAAGUGGAGGAGGCAUACCGUUUUCAUCCCAGCAUGCUGUUCAACCAUUUAAAGAGCCUAAAAGUGAAAAUGGGUUUACUUGUGGAUUUGACCAACACUAACCGCUUUUAUGAUCGCAACGACAUCGAAAAAGAAGGGAUCAAAUAUGUCAAGCUUGCAUGUAAAGGACAUGGAGAAUGCCCUUCAAGAGAAAUAACGGCGACCUUCACGAGGCUCUGUGAGCUUUUCAUACAGAAGAAUCCAACUGAAUUGAUCGGUGUUCACUGCACGCAUGGCUUCAACAGGACAGGCUUUCUGAUAUGCGCAUACCUGGUGGAGAAGAUGGACUGGAGCACCGAGGCAGCUGUGGCUGCUUUUUCUGGGGCCCGGGCUCCGGGGAUCUACAAGGGAGACUACCUCAAAGAGCUCUUCCGUCGCUAUGGUGACGAGAAGGACGCCCCCCCAGCGCCAGCCCUGCCCGACUGGUGCUUCGGCGAGGACGGCGGGGAGGUGGACGACGACGGGAAUGCCGUCGGCCAGGAGCUGGGCGCCAGCUCCUCUGGGUCGGGACCCGGUAAAAGAAAGAAAGAAAAGCUCAAACUGGGUGCAGUUUUUCUCGAAGGCAUCACGGUGAAAGGCGUCACACAGGUCACCAUUCAACCCAAGUUAGGCGAGAUCCAACGAAUGUGUCAGAAGAUGGCUGAGUGGGACAAAUCUGGUUUUCCCGGAGCCCAGCCCGUGUCCAUGGACAGGCAAAACCUUAAUUUCCUUUCCCAGAAUCCCUAUAAAGUGAGCUGGAAGGCCGAUGGCACACGGUACAUGAUGCUGAUCAACGGUAAAGAUGAAGUGUACAUGUUAGACAGGGACAACACAAUCUUCCACAUAGCAAACCUCGAGUUUCCUUUCCGGAAGGAUCCGCGCAUCCACCUGGCAAACACUUUGUUGGAUGGGGAGAUGAUCAUCGACAAGGUGAAUGGUCAACCUGUACCGCGCUACUUGAUAUAUGACAUCAUCAAAUUCAACGGACAGCCUGUGGGCCAGUGCGAUUUCAACAUCCGAUUGUUAUGUAUAGAAAAGGAAAUCAUUUCUCCCAGGAUGGAAAAAAUGAAGACGGGACAGAUCGACAAAACCAAGGAACCCUUCAGUGUCCGAAACAAGCCCUUCUUCGACAUCCACGCCUCACGCAAGCUCUUGGAAGGCAGCUUUACAUCCCAGGUCAGCCAUGAAGUCGAUGGGCUUAUCUUCCAGCCAUGUGGGAGGUACAAGGCUGGGAGGUGUGAUGACAUUCUCAAGUGGAAGCCCCCCAACCUCAACUCUGUAGACUUUCGCCUCAAGAUCACCAAAGUGGGAGGAGAAGGGCUGUUGACACAGACCGUCGGCCUCCUCUACGUUUGCAAUUAUGACAUGCCCUUUGCAAAGAUGAAGGCCACCAAAGAGCUGAAACAGUACGACAACAAGAUUAUCGAGUGCACCUUCGCCAACAACACCUGGGUGUUCAUGAGGCAGAGGGUGGACAAGAGCUUUCCCAACUCCUACGACACCGCCAUGGCGGUGUGCAAAAGCAUCCAAGAACCCGUCACUAAAGAAAUCCUUUUGGAGUAUCUGGAUCGCUGCGCUCAAGGGGCUCAGAACCACAGACGCCCCUCAGACCCAGACUCUCAGCUAAUGCCCCCUCCGCCUCCAAAAAGACCCAACCGAGACGCCCCAUAGCCUCUGGACCGACCCCCAGUCCCAGCAAACAUUUCCAACGUCCCUACAGCAAGAACAGAGAAAGGCUUUUCAAACCGAACCACCAUCACUUCAUCAUCAGCCUGUAAAUAUCUCAGCGUCAGUGUUACACGUUUGACUUCUUUGUAGCUUUAAUUGCCUGUGUUCUUAUUAAAAUGUUAAGCGUGA
Oryzias melastigma (Indian medaka) is the source of this 1986-nucleotide messenger RNA. RefSeq names its product RNA guanylyltransferase and 5'-phosphatase (gene rngtt). Gene Ontology annotation, biological process: 7-methylguanosine mRNA capping; protein dephosphorylation. The record is from RefSeq and is a predicted model, not a curated record. Bases 1 to 1800 code for a protein of 599 amino acids. The transcript is spliced from 16 exons. Lineage: Eukaryota; Metazoa; Chordata; Actinopteri; Beloniformes; Adrianichthyidae. Gene Ontology annotation, molecular function: mRNA 5'-triphosphate monophosphatase activity; protein tyrosine/serine/threonine phosphatase activity; ATP binding.